UUGAUUCGCGAUUGACUUCGAUGGACUUUGAACAGCAACCAAGAGAGAGAAACGACGGAGGGAGACGAUGAAGCAAGCUAGCAAAGGGGAAACAGGGAUCUGAGAAAAAUCGAAGUUAUUGGAGUACGGAAUGGAUGGAGUAGCUGAAGGACUGUGGGAAUUAGCGGAUUUGCACGAGAAAAAUGGCGAAAUUGCGAAAUCAGUCAAGUGUCUUGAAGCCAUUUGUCAAAGCACUGUAUCGUUUCUUCCCGUUAUCGAAGUCAAAACUCGUCUUAGAAUCGCUACUAUGCUCCUCAAGCACUCCCACAACGUUAAUUAUGCCAAAUCUCACCUUGAACGAUCCCAACUACUCCUAAAGUCAAUCCCCUCAUGCUUUGAGUUGAAGUGCAGAGCUUUUAGCUUACUGAGCCAGUGUUACCAUCUUGUUGGAGCUGUCUCUUCUCAAAAACAACUACUAAACAAGGGACUAGAACUUACUGCAGAGUUUGGAGAGGGGUUUUCUGGGAAGUUAUGGUCAUGCAACUUCAAUUCACAACUUGCAAAUGCUCUCAUCAUUGAAGGAGAUUAUCAGGGUUCUGUAUCUACACUGGAGCAAGGUUAUGUUUGUGCAACUGAUAUGUACUAUCCGGAGUUGCAGAUGUUUUUUGCAACUUCAGUUUUGCAUGUACACCUCAUGCAAUGGGAUGAUGGAAGCUUAGUUGAAGCUGCUGUGAGUAGAUGCAAUGAUAUUUGGGAAUCUAUCGAUGCAGACAAAAAACAACAAUGCCUUGGUUUAUUUUUUUACAAUGAGUUGCUUCACAUAUUCUAUCUACUCCGAAUAUGUGACUACAAGAAUGCGGGUCAACAUGUUGAUAAAUUAGAUGCUGCCAUGAAGACUGACUUACAGAAAAUGCAGCAAGCUCGUGAGCUUACAAAAGAACUGACUAUAGUAAAUGAAGGUCUUUCACAAUCUGAUCUACCCCAUAGAGAUAGGGCUAAACUCAGCGCAAGAAGAAGUCAACUUGAAGAAGAAAUCAGUAAUUCUAUUGGAUCAAGUUUCAAUGGUCAAGAGGGUUUAGAACCUGCAUACUUUGGGAAUGUGAAAAGAGAAUUAGGAGACAAGCUUGAGUUGGCACCUCCUCCUAUUGAUGGGGAGUGGCUACCUAAAAGUGCUAUAUAUUCGCUUGUUGAUCUUAUGUUUGUUGUUUUUAGUCGCCCAAAGGGACUCUUUAAGGAGUGUGGAAAGAGAAUUCAAUCUGGACUAAAGACUAUCCGAGCUGAACUGGUGAAAUAUGGAAUAGCUGAUGGCACAACAGCAGAAGUGGACUUACAGCACUCAGCCAUUUGGAUGGCUGGUGUGUACUUGAUGAUCUUAAUGCAAUUUCUUGAGAAUAAAAUAGCCAUGGAACUCACUCGUUCAGAAUUCGGUGUAGCACAAGAGGCAUUAUUGGAGAUGAAGGGUUGGUUUAACCGGUAUCCCACAAUCUUGCAAGCUUGUGAAAGCAUAAUUGAAAUGCUGAGAGGACAAUACGCCCAUUGUGUCGCCUGUUAUGAUGAAGCUGCUUUUCAUUUUGUUGAGGCUGCAAAGCUGACCGAGAGCAAAUCAGCACAAGCCAUCUGUCAUAUUUAUGCAUCCGUGUCUUACAUAUGCAUCGGUGAUCCUGAUUCUUAUGCAAAGGCAUUAGAGUUGAUUGGACCAGUUUACAAAGUAAUUGAUUCUUUUGUUGGUGUACGGGAGAAAACUGCAGCUCUUUUUGCAUAUGGGUUCUUAUUAAUGAGGCAGGAAAAUCUACAAGAAGCACGUGUUCGAUUGGCAAGUGGGUUGCAGACAACACACACAACUCUUGGGAAUCUACAACUGGUGUCACAGUAUCUGACUGUGCUUGGACAUCUGGCACUAGCCCUUCAUGACACGGGUCAAGCGAGAGAGAUCUUGAGGUCGGGCCUUACUUUGGCAAAAAAGCUUUAUGAUAUUCCAACUCAGAUAUGGGUCCUAUCAAAUCUCACUGCAUUGUAUGAGCAAGUAGGUGAAAAGGCGAAUGAAACAGAGAAUCGUGAAUACGAGAAGAAAAAAGCAGAUGAGCUGGAAAAAAGACUUGCUAACGCGCAUGCGUCCGCUCAUCAUCCUCAACUUAUUGAGAAAGCAAAAUUCCAAGUGCAAAGACUAAAUGAAGUUGAUAUAAAGCGAGCGAUUGCGGGGCCAUCCAUGAAAGUUGAUCUUGACAUUCCGGAAUCGGUUGGAUUGUCAUCACCCGCUCCAGCGCCUUCAUCGCGGCGCCUCAUGGAUGUAGAUAUUGGUAGACGCGUCACCAGAAGAGGCGGCUAGUUUCGUCCAACUCUUUGUAUUAUCUAAUUUGUUGUAGAAGCAUAGUCGAUUAAAAAACAUCUUAAUUAUUAGGGUUUGUAGCAUAUAUGCUAAUUGUAGAUGAUUGCAAGAAUCAAAAUGUAAUCGUAUCCAUGUGAUAGUCUGAUAGAUGUAAAAUUUAUCAAGGUUGUGUGUUUGCUUA
Messenger RNA from Lactuca sativa (garden lettuce), 2486 nucleotides. RefSeq names its product Tetratricopeptide repeat (TPR)-like superfamily protein. Gene Ontology annotation, biological process: mitotic sister chromatid cohesion. Gene Ontology annotation, molecular function: protein binding. The record is from RefSeq and is a predicted model, not a curated record. Lineage: Eukaryota; Viridiplantae; Streptophyta; Magnoliopsida; Asterales; Asteraceae.